This is a messenger RNA of Cheilinus undulatus (humphead wrasse), 2335 nucleotides long. Its product is annotated as CCN family member 1-like. The transcript is spliced from 5 exons. Gene Ontology annotation, cellular component: extracellular region. The record is from RefSeq and is a predicted model, not a curated record. The coding region runs from base 140 to 1264 and encodes 374 amino acids. Gene Ontology annotation, biological process: signal transduction. NCBI's taxonomy places the organism in Eukaryota, Metazoa, Chordata, Actinopteri, Labriformes, Labridae. Gene Ontology annotation, molecular function: protein binding.
UGUGAGUCUGCGUCAGCUCUGCCUCGAGUGUAUAAAAAGAGAUGGGGACUCCAAAAGCAAGGAGAGUGAUUACCUGUUAAGUGACUGCUAGAUCUGGGGUUUGAUAGAGAGACCUUUGAGAUAACUACAACUUCUGAAGAUGUGGAAAGUUUCUAUGGUGUUGACUGUCCACAUUUUAAUGGUGUCAGCCUCAUGCCCAAAGGACUGCUGGUGUCCCCGUGAAACCCCAAGAUGUGCAGCAGGAGUCAGUCUCAUGCUGGACGCCUGCGGAUGCUGUAAAGUUUGUGCACAGCAGCUCUUUGAAGACUGCAGCAGGACUCAGCCAUGUGAUCACACAAAGGGACUGGAGUGCAAUUUUGGAGGAAGCCACAGUUCUGCAAAAGGCAUCUGUCGAGCCAAAUCAGAUGGAAGAACAUGUGAGUACAAUAAUAAGAUUUACCAGAACGGGGAAAUCUUCCGUCCAAACUGCAAACACCAGUGCACUUGCAUGGAUGGUGCUGUUGGCUGCGUCUCCCUCUGCCCUCAUGAACUCACACUGCACAAACAUGGCUGUGCCAAGCCAAGACGGGUUAAAGUCCCCGGACGUUGCUGCGAACAGCUCUUCUGCCCUGAGGACACAAAGAUGGAGGGCUCUGUGGGAAAGAAGCAAAGGAAAAAGCACAGCAAAGACAGAAUGUCUGAAUAUGAGCUAACCAAGGACAAUGAGUUAGCUUCUGUAUGGAGUGGAGACUCAAAGUCUUUACCUGCUUUCAGGAGCCACCCAUUGGGCCACAUGUCAGUCAGAGGAUCCAGUUGUGUGUCUCUAACCACAGCUUGGUCACCCUGCUCCAAAUCCUGUGGCACAGGACUGUCCACCAGGAUGACCAAUAAUAACCCUCAGUGCAAGAUGGUUAAAGAGACUCGGAUCUGUGAAGUACGACCAUGCAACCAAAUCACCUUAAAGAAAGAUCAAACUUGUAGCCGAACUGAAAAGUCAAGACGUCCAGUAAGACUGUCCUACGCGAGCUGCCGUAGCCUGAGAAAGUUCCAUCCAGUGUACUGUGGGUCCUGUUCAGAUGGGCGAUGUUGCAAGCCUCACCGAACCCAGACGUCAUCCGUCCGUUUCCGCUGCAGAAAUGGAGAAACGAUCAGCAGGAUGGUGAUGAUGAUCGAGUCCUGCAAGUGUGACCUGAACUGCUCUAGCAACAGCAAAAAAGCAGCUCAGAGAAGACUUUUUAAUGAUAUCAACAAAGUGAAAAGAUUAAGGGGUAAAGACAUCCCAUAGAGUGUAGACUGAUAGAAAAAAGUGCACUUUGAGAAUGGAUGUCCUGCAGUAUUUAGAUCAUAAUUCUGCUUCAGAUAACUGGAGCUUUGUGGUUUUCUUCUUUUUGAAGAUUUUUUUACAUUAUGAAAAUUCUUAUUUUUGUACUGUAACAUGAACACCUUUCAAAAUGUGUGUUUUUUUUAAUUUGCCCAACAUAUUGAAGCAUCUUGACAAGACAUGGAAAUGGCUAUGGCAGCUACCAAAUCAGUCAUGUAAAAAUGUUCCAACAUUUCUGAUGAUUUAAUGUCCUCUUCUAUUUAAUUUAUGGUUUGGGUAUUAGACUUCCACAUACGUAUGUGUUUUUUUAAUGAGUUAAUCAUGACAAGUUGUACAUCAAUAAAAGUAUGGCUUUCUUUUAAAUGUUAGUAAAUGACUGAUGGCUGCAAAAUAAACAUUACUGUAACUUCUAAAAUAUCAAAUUCAUACUUCAUUUUUGACAAAUUAACACAUAAAACUAUACUGAUUUCUAAUAAUUCUAUUAAAGAGAAAAGGCCCAGAAUUCGAGCUUGCUAUAAUGUGAAAAAAAUUAAGUCUCAAGGGGUCUGUUGUAACAGUUUUCUGGAGGAAAUGAGCUAUAUGGUUACAUCUGUAUCUGGCUGACCCACUUCUGAGACAACCUACAUGUCACUGAGUAGUUCAGGGAAUGGGUGUAAUGUAAACCUCAGAGGGCUUUUCUGCUGUUGAACAGAUGCUGGGUGCAAGUUAUUGGGUACGAGAGAAUAAUCUAAGCUUGACGCCAUGAAGAGAUACUACAGUGUGCAGGUCUGUUCUUGCUACUUAUAUUGCAACACAUCCAGAGUUAUAGUUAAAUAUAUCGCCUUUUUCUUUUUUGAGGUUUUAAAGAUUCUGUGAGAGGUUGUUGGUUGUGGUUGAAUGUUUUACCUCCCUGCUGAUCUUUUCAUGUACAAGCUGUGCUUUCUAUUUUUUUUUUUAAUCUCAGCACUAUUCACUUUAAUCACCCAACAUUCGAAACUGUGUCUCUACAGCAUGCUGUAACUCACCUUGUCUGAAACCUACUCCAUGGAAGAUAUG